UCUAGAUUGCACUCCACCUGCAUAAGCAACACGUAAAUCACCCCAACAAUCACCGUCGCGUCAUCGAAACCACUGCAAAAAGCACACCCCACCAAUCAUCCCCACACACCAACCGCACAGCUCGACACGCGCCGCGCGCCGCCACAACCCACUACUCAGACCCACCUCGACCACACUUCCUCGCCAUGAAUAGCUACUCCUUCCUCGACUCAAACGGCAACCCCAACAUGCCUCGCGCUCCGCCGUCCCCCUCACCAUCACAACCAGGCUCCCAGGUCAACGGCAUGGGCGGCGCACAGCAGAAUGGUGUACCGCUGGUCAACGGUCUGCCAUCGGGCGGCCAGCAGACAGAUAUGAACUACCUGUGGGGCGUGAUACAGCAGCUGAGCCAGCUCUUGGAGGAGAACCGCGCGCAGACGCUGAGCAUCGUGAACGGGGUGCAGGCCAUCCAAGCACGGGCCGCAGAGGAGGGUGGGGUUGCGGAGUUGGGAGUGAGGGAGGUGAAUGGGGAACUGAACGCAUCCCGCACCGCCGAACUCAACACCCAGCUCUCCGCCGCACAGAAGCAACUCUCCGACCUCUCCACCUCGAACACAUCCCUCCAGACCCUCAUUACAGACUACGAGAACGCACUCACACUCCUCCUCGAUAAACUACGCCCCUACGCAUACAAUCAGACACAGUCCAUGCUCGCACUGCACAAACACUACCAGACGCUACUGGACAACGAGCGCUCCACAUCCAUGUCCCUACGGCUCGAACAUGCAGAGUGGCAGGCAGGACUGGGCCGCGUCGCCGAUUACGCAAGGCAGGCGCUGCAAACACAAAGCCGGGCGGAGGAGCCGCUGCAGAGUGCAAUCAAGGAGUUGAAGGAGGAGAACCGGAUACUGCGGCGGUUGGCAGGUUGGGAAGAGCGGGCAGACAGCAGUGACGAGGAGGAAGACAAGGCAUGAUGUGGAAUGAACUACGAUAUCAUGAGUUUAGGAACAGGCAUGCAUAGCGUUGGCGUUUAGGACGAUAUCACGGGUUUGUGGCAUUCUGGAUCGUGGAAAGCGA
Messenger RNA from Dothidotthia symphoricarpi CBS 119687, 1056 nucleotides. RefSeq lists its product as uncharacterized. The coding region runs from base 186 to 953 and encodes 255 amino acids. The transcript has 2 exons. Lineage: Eukaryota; Fungi; Ascomycota; Dothideomycetes; Pleosporales; Dothidotthiaceae. The record is from RefSeq and is a predicted model, not a curated record.